ACCCCCUCCUCAGCAAAGCAAAAACUAACGGUAAAAAGCGAAGGUUUGACGACAUGAGAGAAUGUGUUUUAUUGUUGUACCAUUUCCCGGUGAAAUUACAGUCAAAUUUGAAACAAAAUAAGCCAACUCAAUUCGAAUAGUCGUUCCUCCGGUUGCUCCACGUCGAAAAUGCAGCCACAAGAAGACCCAAAUAUGGCCGAAAACAACAUGGUGGAAAGAAGACACGACGAACCGUGUAAACUUGCCGAACCGGUAGGCCAGAAAGAACACAUGCCGGACAACCACGAAGUGGACCACACGGAAACGGUGAAUUCCACGGAGAAAAUGUCAGAAAAUGACGAUUUGACGGAAGAGGAAGAGAACAAGCUGCUGCAAGCGGAAGAGGACGACUUGGAUGUGAUCGAUUGCUACACGGAAGAUUUUGACAGCGACAUGGAGAACGACUUCUGCCGGAAGGAAAAGCAGAAAAAUGAGGAAACGACGAAGGAAAAGGAGAAAACCAAAGAAGCGAUGCAAGAAAAGGAGAAAAACAAGAAAACGGUUACGAACAGUAAGAAUAUGGAUAAGAUAGAGGAGAAACCCCAAAACAAAACGACAACAGAGGAAGAAGUCAAUCAGCAGAAACCGUCCCCGAAGAAAGUUGCCGCGGAGCUGGAAGAUGAUGAUGACGAAGAUGUAAUCCAGCUUUGUGACGAUAUUUCGGACACAUUUCUUGAAGAUGAUGCCAUCGGCAGUUCGGCAGGUCCGACAAAACCGGAAAUUUCCUCUCAGGCAAAGAUUGAAUCCGAGAAAGCACGAAUUCUCAGUGAACCACUGGUCAAACAGUUGGUCAUACCGGAGAUUUGCGUGUCUGAUGAAGAGGACGACAGAUCGGUAGGUAGCCAGGAAUCGCUGAGCUUGCAAAUUGAUCACUGUGUGGAAAAGGCUGCGGAAUUGAUCAGUGAAGUGGUGGAGAAUGGGCGAGGCAAAACCGAUCCGUCAAAAGCUGGCGGAACGGUUCCGGCGGGUAAAAAUGGAUCGGCGUUGAACGGAAGCAACGCUAGCGAGGGCGGCCUCUACGGGUGUCAUCAGGAGGAUCCGGACGUGUUGAAGUUAAAGCUGGACCUUUACCAAGACAUGGGAGGUAUGGAUUACGAGGCCGAAGAUAAAACGGAAGACGGUGAAAAGUUGACAGUGAUAAGGAUCAAGGAAGAGCCUUGUUCGCCGAGAAAUCUUUUCUCGGAAAAUGAAAUCCCCACCAUUGAAUUGACCUCGACGGACGACGAAGUAGUAACGAUUUCCAUCAGUCCGAAAUCGAAGGUAAAAACCAAACAGAACAAGAAAAGCAAGAAACGGAAGUCUAAGAAGAAAGGAUCCACGGAAUAUGUGGACCUCAGAAUGGAUUCAUCGGAAGAUUCCUUUCCAAUUGUGGUGGAUUCAUCAACGGUUUCGAUUGAUUCCCGGAAUACCGAGAUGCAUUCUGAAGAGUCUGAAAAGGCAAAAGCUUUGCAUAAUCGUAAGGUCACCACAACUCCGGAGGUGAACGGUGUUGGUAAGAAAUCCAAAACUGCGCGAAAGAGAUCUGUAGAUGCUGAUUUGAUCGAACCGCCAGUCAAAAAGAAGAAGAAAGUUGAUCCAGCCAUGAUGGGAUACCAAAAGCGCCGCAGAUCCGUUGGUCGAUCGGCAUCGAAAUCGAGUAUGCUUUCGGUCACGUCGGUUUUGUCAUCGAUUCCGGAUGAGGAUAUGGUUGUGAUUUCGGCGAAUGACGUCUUGCUCGCUGAUCCAUCCAUGAUUGUUACAGGUGAAACGACCAAUAUUGAGAACGAUAAACGACAGAGUGAAUCAACUGACGAGAUAACCGAUGGUAAGUUAGCAAACGAUUCGAAAGAGGAAUUAAUGCACUCGCUAGAUUUGAAGGAAGCUAUUACAAAAGAAUUGGUGCAAGAGGUCUCGCUGAACGGCGACAAGAAUGAGAAUGAGUCGGAUGAGCAUAGCUUCCCAUUGCCAACAACGGAUAUAGCGCUAGAGGACAUGCUUGAGUCAUUUAUCGAUAAAGAAGCGAACAGCAAACAUUCCGAACUAGUUUUCCACUCCAUUUCCCCGGAGGAAAAGUUUUUGAUGGAUUCGCUGUUUGCAGAUUGCGAGAAGCAGUCGCAACAAGUCCCCAGCGAGGAUCACCUGGAAUCCCUCAAAACCAUCAUGGAUGACGGAAAGCCUCUAGUUGAGCCCCAGAAAGUAACGGAACCAAUCGCUAUAAGUUACACAAUUUGCGAUGAAAGUAUUCAGCCGGAAACUGUUCACAUGCAACUGGAGACUUAUGCUCCCGAAGGCGAAUCUGUACCGGAUAUGGCCAAAGGACCAAAAGCUCCGAACAUCAAAAUCAUCCAGAACUACCAGAAAUAUCCAUUCCAAUCUAAACCUCCGAAAAAACAGAAGCUCAAAGAUAACAAUUCCAAUGGCCAACAGCGUAAGGGGCGAGGACGUAAAAAGCGAGAAGUCAAAGAUGACACCGACGAAGAAUAUCUUCCAUCAAAGGUACGCACUCGCAAUCGCGGCUCAAAACCACGAAAGCGUAAAAAUUCAAAACCCCAAUUGGAAGAAGAGGAGCUCAACGUCGUGGAUCAACAACAACACCCGGAGGAUGGACCUCUCAUUUCGGAGCAUUCUCUUCCCAAAUUCGACAACGGAGACGAUGACGACGACGGAACGGCAACUACGUCCACGGUGUGCCGUAACAUGCCAACCCUGGAGGAGGAUUUGGCAAUGACCAGUUCGGAUGAGGGUGAAACGUUCGAGGCUACCAGCAAGGAAUUGAUUACGACGUCGCCGUCGAAAAUUAGCUCAUCCAGUACCGAAGGAAGUGGUGGUGGUACAAAGCUGAACGAUGAUGGGAAAAAGGAGAGAGACGAACGACAACCAAUUCGGAUCACGAAGGAAUCGUUUAAAGUGAUAAGAACUGAUGGCGAUAAUUUGAAGCUCACUCUUUCGGUGCCCAAACGUUGUCGACCUAAGCUGAAAGGUUCCGGUAGUUCUCACCCAGAGUCAAGUAACGCCAAGAACCCCAAGACAGCUGGUGGUGUGGCCAAACGAGGUCGACCGAAGGGCAGUAAGAAUAGAAAGAUUUCUGAUUUCUAUCCUUCAACCAACGAUCGCAAAGAAACAAUUGAACCGAUAGAGGAAUCACACAAAGAAUCUGCCUCACAACAAUCACUAUCGACGAUUGGAAAAGGGGACAAAGUAUCCACCAAGCCGUCACAAAAGCGCAAGCGUAAACGUGUGAUUAGCAGCAGCAACAGUGAAGUUAGUACCGCUACUAUCAGUAACAGCGUGGAUACUGAACCAGAACUACAACUGAGCGCAUCCACUAUCGGGUCGGACACUGAACAAACUGCAGAAGGAGCUAGUUUGGAAACAACCCAAGUCGCUGCCGACAAGAUGGACAAUCUUCAGAUUGUAAUAUCGCCACUUACCGAGGAUAAGAUACGUAAAAUAAACACCCCGCAAAAGUCUAAAGGGCUUACCAAAGCUAGCCAAACGGAAAUUUCCGGCUUGACGUGGUCCAUCGAUCUACACCAGAUAGACUUCCGAUCGGAAUACUUUGAGAAGCUUCGAAUCCUGUUGAACAACGGGGCACGGACCGGUGGUGACCGUUCCUUCAAUGGCGUGGACAUUCCGAGUCGAUCUUCGCUGCAGCGAUGUCUGGUAAUGUCACCUAACCCGAGACAACAACCGGCCCGACCUGUUCCAGAUGGUCACAACAGGAGCUCUGCAGAGGAUUUGUUGUUCCAACGCGCCCUCAAUGAAGUCGAAUUGGGUGCCAACAAUACGGAGGACCGGUCGGCUCGUCAAAGAUUGGAGCGAGUAGUUAACAGCGUACGGUCUACUUUCCGUAUACCGAAGGUGAAGAAGCAGGCUUCUUCAUCACCGCAGGAUGUAACUUCAUCGACGCCGCAUGUUGCGGAACCAGUCUACAGAGAUGAUGAUCUUGGCGUUGAACAGCUUCCCUCAACUUCUCGCUCCGUAGAUCGAUCUCAACAAAGCAACGGGCCGUCCAGCAGUCUGAGACCUCCGGAAACAGCUGGCGUAGUGCAACGGACCAUUACAAACGACUACGUAGAUGAGAAUAGCGAGAACUCGGAUAAUGUCAGCGCCAUGUCGAGAGAACGACAACAAAUCAGACAAAACAUCAUGUUGCAGGACAGAUUUGAGGUGCCGGCAAACCUAAACAUGAAUGCAGGCCGAGUGUAAGUAUGCAACGGCUUUU
This is a messenger RNA of Aedes aegypti (yellow fever mosquito), 4243 nucleotides long. Its product is annotated as microtubule-associated protein futsch-like. The transcript is spliced from 7 exons. The record is from RefSeq and is a predicted model, not a curated record. Bases 169 to 4227 code for a protein of 1352 amino acids. NCBI's taxonomy places the organism in Eukaryota, Metazoa, Arthropoda, Insecta, Diptera, Culicidae.